GCCUCUUCCGUCCUCCCAUACGACCUUGACCACUUUGUAUGGAUUCUGAGAGUAACUCUGGCGAACGAAAACGACAGACACCUCUACCUUAUGGCCAGCUCAUUCUUUUGCUUUUAAUUCAAUCUUCGGAGCCAAUUACUGCGACCGUGAUUUAUCCUUUUAUCGCCCAGCUUAUUCGCAGCACUGGAAUCACGAAGGGGGAAGAAGCGAAAGUCGGAUAUUAUGCUGGGAUUAUUGAAUCUAUUUUCUUCAUAUCUGAAAGCCUCAUAUGCUACCAGUGGGGUCUUGCGUCCGAUAAGUUUGGGAGAAGACCGAUAUUAUUGCUGGGACCUCUCGGGUUGGCUAUCGCGAUGACAGGGUUCGGAUUGUCUCACUCUUUUUGGUCGUUGGUGGUUUUUAGGGCAGCGCAGGGUGUCUUCAAUGGGAAUAUUGGUGUCUCGAAGACCGUUAUGGCUGAAUUGACCGAUUCCACCAACAGGGCAGAUGCCUUCAUGCUCAUUCCAAUCAUGUGGGCUUGUGGUGUGACCAUAGCUCCCAUGAUGGGUGGUUUUCUAGCUGAGCCCGCAAAAAGCUGGCCUAACUUCUUUGGGAGGAUACCACUGUUUGUGGACUAUCCAUAUUUCCUGCCAUGUUUUGUUACUGGGUUAUACGCGUUCAUGACAUUUGUCAUUCCUCUGUUCGGCUUGAAAGAGACUCAUCCCUCCUUCAAAGCCAAAACUCAAGUCCUAGCGGACACUGGUGACCUUACCUCUCAAACACCUCUUCUUGCCGACCGUAAUGACCACAGCUACGAUGCAACGCGAAAUCAAUCUUCGCCGACGAAUUGUACGACCGCUACCACGACCGCUGCCCCAUCGAUCUUUAACCCGACGCUGACAAUCGUCCUCGUCAACUACAGCUUCCUCACAUUCACCGACAUGGCAUAUGCUGUUAUUAUCCCAAUCCUCUACUCGACCUCCAACUCCUUGGGAGGUCUCGCCUUCUCGUCGAAACGAAUCGGCGCCAUACUAGAUACUGAAAAGAAUAGGAGCGAGAAAGAUGUAUCAGAUCGCCUAUCCUAGCGUCGCCAUCCCCAUUUUGAUGCUCAUGUGCGAACAGUUCCUUGUGAACAAGUAUGGGAAAGUGACCGUUGGGGUUUGGGUGGCGAUCGUGAUUCAAUUUACUGUCGUUACACUGAUUAAUACAGCGUAUAGUGCUAUAACUCUGUUAGUCGUUGAUGCCGCGACGCCAGGAACAUUAGGGGCUGUCAACGGGUUAGCUCAGAUGCUUGCGUCGGGCUUCCGAGGCCUUGCACCGUCUGUAGCAUCUUCGUUGUUUGCGUUAUCGCUAGAUUCGCAAAUCGCUGGAGGGUACUUUGUUUAUAUCGUUCUUCUUGGGGUUGUGAUCGCUGGGAUGACGUGUACCCUCAUGCUUCCCCGAAGUUUGUCGUAAAAAUGGGAUUUUGGGUAGUAGUGGUUUCGGAGAAUAUGUCAAGAUUUAGAAAAAAAAACAAUGUUGGAAAACUUUGAGUAGACUCAACACCUGUCCCGAAAUUUGAGAGUAAAUAAUUUAUCUGUGAAGCUCGAACAGGUC
Messenger RNA from Marasmius oreades (fairy-ring Marasmius), 1572 nucleotides. RefSeq lists its product as uncharacterized. Gene Ontology annotation, biological process: transmembrane transport. Gene Ontology annotation, molecular function: transmembrane transporter activity. The transcript is spliced from 8 exons. The coding region runs from base 39 to 1061 and encodes 340 amino acids. The record is from RefSeq and is a predicted model, not a curated record. Lineage: Eukaryota; Fungi; Basidiomycota; Agaricomycetes; Agaricales; Marasmiaceae.